UCCAAUAGUACCAUGCUUUCAGACAAUGCUGUCAAACUGGAUUUCAAUAUUGGUAUAUGUCAGUCUAUUAGUGUAAGCAAUUUUCUCAUUAAUCAUUUGGAGCAACUAAAGGAAGAUUGUAAGAUAACCCCACAUAUUAAUCAGGUUGAAUAUCACCCUUUCCAAAGGCCCCAAGAGCGGGUGGAUUAUUGUAGAAGUAGAAACAUUGUUUUUGAAGGCUACUGCCCAUUAGCCAAAGGCAAAGCUCUGACUCAUCCUAAUAUAAUUCAGCUGGCAAAGAAAUAUGGCAAAACCCCUGCACAGAUCUGUAUAUGUUGGAGCAUACAGAAUGGGAUUGUCACUAUUCCAAAAUCUACAAAAAUAGAAAGGAUAUGGGAAAACUGUGAGGUGUUUGAUUUCGUACUAGCAGAAGAUGGUGUUGCAAUUAUAAAUGGAAUGCAUGAGGAGCGGCAUGUUUCCUGGGACCCAAGCUCUAUUGUGUAAAUUGCAAGGUUUUUGAUUUUAGUCUGAGGGGGGAAGAUCUGGAAUUUUUCGAUUCUUUGAACAUCGAUAAAAAACUGAUUCACCUAACCUAUCCAUUAUGGAAAGGAUAACUUCAAACCAGAUUGUUUUAACCCGCAACAACCGAAACACGAAUACAUUUUGAACUGCACAAAACUGUUCCAUAUCUACGUUGUUCUAUUACCUUUAAAGCUCCUGUCAGUAGCUUAUGAUAUUGACUCUUAUAUGCACAAAGUUAAUUAAAUGUGGCUUAGUUUCUCUC
Chelonoidis abingdonii (Abingdon island giant tortoise) is the source of this 763-nucleotide messenger RNA. Its product is annotated as putative oxidoreductase YtbE. Lineage: Eukaryota; Metazoa; Chordata; Testudines; Testudinidae. The record is from RefSeq and is a predicted model, not a curated record.